This is a messenger RNA of Hippocampus comes (tiger tail seahorse), 1146 nucleotides long. It is a transcript of the gene tmem106bb, whose product is annotated as transmembrane protein 106Bb. The coding region runs from base 137 to 937 and encodes 266 amino acids. The record is from RefSeq and is a predicted model, not a curated record. The transcript has 9 exons. NCBI's taxonomy places the organism in Eukaryota, Metazoa, Chordata, Actinopteri, Syngnathiformes, Syngnathidae.
UAGGUAGUAAACAAAACACGGACCCACUCACUAACCUGCUGACGCAUUUACAGCGCGAGUUAACGGAAGGUUUCUUUUUUUUCCCCCGUUCCCAUUGGUACCCGACCCAGUCAAAGACAACCAUCUUGGUGUGACAAUGGGGAAGCCAUUUUCCCAUUUCCUGAAACAGACGGCGUAUCAUGAUGGUCAGGAUGGCCUCACCGCUCACCUAGAAGACAGUCCAACAGAAGAUGGGAAGGGUGGUGAUGUUUCCCAAUUUCCAUAUGUGGAGUUUACGGGACGAGAUAGUGUGACGUGUCCUACGUGUCAGGGUACUGGAAGGAUCCCGAGAGGACAGGAAAAUCAACUUGUGGCGUUAAUUCCAUACAGUGACCAAAGGCUUCGCCCCAGGAGAACGAAGUUGUAUGUCACCGCAUCGGUUGUUGUGUGCCUGCUGCUAUCCAGUUUGGCGGUAUUUUUCCUCUUCCCUCGAUCUAUCGACGUGACCUACGUCGGGGUGAAGUCGGUUUACGUCGGUUAUGACAAAGAGAAGCAGAGUGUCUAUUUGAACAUCACGAACACUCUCAACAUCACCAAUAACAACUACUACUCAGUCGAGGUGGCCAACAUCACAGCCCAAGUGGAGUUCGUCAAAACCGUGAUUGGCAAAUCUCGUAUGAUGAACACGACUGCCAUCGGCCCUCUCGACAUGAAACAGAUUGACUAUAUGGUCCCCACCGUCAUAGUGGACGAGAUGAGCAGCAUAUAUGACUACUGUACCCUGCAAUCCAUCAAGGUUCACAACAUAGUUUUCAUGAUGCAAGUGACUGCCACCACCACAUACUUCAGCCAUGCUGAGCAAGUGUCACAGGAGAUGUACCAGUAUGUCGACUGCGGUGGGAACACCACUUCCAACAGCGGAAUGACAAAGCCGUUUCACAUCCCACAUCCCGAGUAACAACCUGACACUACCACUCAAAGCAUUUGAAGUUCUUUCGUGUUACUCUGUUGUCUAAUUUUCUUCCUACCCUUCAGAUGAAGUGUCACAUUUGUUGUAUGAUUUCAAGAAACGAAAAUCCAGACUGAAUCAACCCAGGAAAGCUCUUCUUGGCAAAUGUAAUGUCUCUUGUGAACAUUUGAAGAAAACGACCAUCACAAUACUUGAAA